AUGGCAAAAAUGAAUGACAGAACUGAGGUGAAAACUUCCCAGCAGAUACAAACGCUGAGCCCCUUCUCGCUAUUUAGGGCACGGGACAGCUUCGCCCAGCCGACCCCUCGCCUGCCGCAGUACGCCCUGGCAGGCGGCCUUGCACAGCCUGUCGAGGGGAACGAACCCUCGCUGAACUCCUCGGGGGCAGCCCGGCUGCUGGCACACUCGCAUUUUUUCGGCUGCGUUUCUCCUGCACCGCGCCCCCCGACUCCAUGGCACCGGGCCGGCCAGUAUAUUUUUGGGGAGUUCAGCCCUGAUGAAUUUAACCAGUUCUUUGUGACUCCACGAUGCUCUGUUGAGCUCCCUCCAUACAAUGAAACAGUUUCAUGUGGUAUUAAGUCCACAGGGGAGGAGUAUCAGAGAAUUGAAUUUGGUGUUAAUGAAGUUAUUGAGACACAGUCAUCUGUUCUAAAUAACACCGACUACAGUAUUUCAAGUACUCUGAAUCCUCAGGCUCCAGAAUUCAUUCUCAGCUGUGCACCUGCUCAGAAAACCCCUGAUGAUACUCUCAGUGAAACAAACUACAACUCCAUUGACUGUCAGUUCACUGAUCCGACCCUCGCUUUGGACAGCGGUUCUAACGCUGAAAACGAUGGCUUGUCUGGAGGCCUUGGACAAAGGGAGCGUAAAAAGAAGAAAAAAAGACCCCCUGGAUACUACAGUUACUUGGAAGAUGUCAGUGACGGCAUCACUCCCACGGAAGCUCUUGUGAACGGCCAUGCGAAUUCAUCGGGACUGAACAGUAUAAGCACGGAGGAUACGGAACUGACGGGAGACAUCCCCUCCCUGGCCACACCAAGGACUUGCAACAGCCCGGACAACUCUGUGGACUUCGUUAAUGAAGCUGUCUCUGAUGAUUCUGUUUCUAGCGCACUAGACAAUACCAGGACUGCAGGGCAGCCUGAGGUAUGCCGUGUUACUAAUUCUGAACAGUUUUGCAUCCCCUCAGAGACUGGCAGAGAUAGCCCUUUAAGGACAGCUGUUGUACAGUCUUAUGCUGGUACUGAUACUACUGAAAAUCUUGGCGUUACUAAUGGACAAACACUUGAAUCCUCUGGUGAGGACACAGCUGCCAAUGGGGUAGAAUUGCACACUGUGGAAAGCACUGACUCAGACCAAGCUAAGCCUGAGGAAGCUUCACCUACUACUGAGGCAACAGUCCCGGUUGCAGGAUCAGUCCCUGUUAAUCAGCCUGCAAAAUCGUGGGCUAGUCUCUUUCACAAUUCCAAGCCCUCUGCUUCCACAUCUGUGGUCUAUGUUGAGACUAAGUAUACCCCUCCUGCCACAUCUACUCUGGUCCCUGAGAAACAGGUUGAAGUCAAAGAGGGACCUGUUCCAGUUUCAGAGGAUCCUGUAGCCAUAAAGAUUGCAGAAAUACUGGAAAAUGUAAGGCUAAUACAUAAACCAGUGUCUUUGCAACCGAGAGGGCUGAUCAACAAAGGAAACUGGUGCUACAUCAAUGCUACCCUGCAAGCCUUGGUUGCUUGCCCUCCAAUGUAUCAUUUAAUGAAGUCCAUUCCAAUGUAUUCAAAAUCACAGCGGCCGUGUACCUCAACACCAAUGAUAGACAGUUUUGUUCGUUUAAUGAAUGAGUUCACUAAUAUGCCUGUACCUCCUAAAGCAAAACAAGCUUUAGGUGAUAAAAUUGUGAGAGACAUCCGACCAGGAGCUGCCUUUGAACCUACAUACAUUUAUAGACUUUUGACGGUUAUAAAGUCAAGUCUGUCAGAAAAGGGCAGGCAAGAGGAUGCUGAAGAAUACUUGGGAUUUAUUCUUAAUGGACUACAUGAAGAAAUGCUGACCCUAAAGAAACUUCUCUCUCCACAUAAUGAAAAACUCUCUGUUUCCAAUGGCCCCGAGGCUCAGACUGUUCAUGAAGAAGAGGAGCAAGAUGAACAAGGGGAAGGCAGUGAGGAUGAAUGGGAGCAAGUGGGACCUCGCAACAAAUCAUCAGUCACUCGACAGGCAGACUUUGUUCAGACUCCAAUUACUGAUAUUUUUGGUGGUCAUAUAAGAUCUGUUGUUUACCAGCAGAGUUCUAAGGAGUCUGCUACACUGCAACCUUUCUUCACCCUGCAACUGGAUAUCCAGUCAGACAAGAUACGCACAGUUCAGGAUGCGCUGGAAAGUUUGGUGGCAAGAGAGUCUGUCCAGGGUUAUACCACAAAAACCAAACAAGAGGUGGAGAUCAGUCGAAGAGUGACACUAGAAGAACUCCCCCCUGUUCUUGUUUUACACCUCAAGCGGUUUGUAUAUGAGAAGACUGGUGGAUGUCAGAAACUUAUCAAGAAUAUCGAGUAUCCUGUUGAUCUGGAAAUUAGUAAAGAGCUACUAUCUCCUGGUGUGAAAAGUAAAAUUUUUAAAGGCCAAAGAACCUACCGGCUCUUUGCAGUUGUCUAUCAUCAUGGAAACAGCGCAACUGGUGGCCACUACACUACGGACGUCUUCCAAAUUGGUCUGAACGGCUGGUUACGCAUCGAUGACCAGGCUGUCAAAGUGAUCAACCAGUACCAGGUGGUGAAGCCGUCUGCAGAACGCACAGCCUACCUCCUGUACUACCGCCGAGUUGACCUGCUGUGAAACUUUCCCCUUUUACGCUGUGUGUGCAAGAUACCUGCUUUGUAGAACGCCAACUAUCACUAACUUUCUUCUCCUGUAAAUGCUCUUUUGAGUGAAUCUUUUUUUUUUCUUUUUUCUUUUUUUCUUUUUUUUUUUUUUUUCCCUUGCAACUAUGGGAUAGAGUGAUAAAGGAAACUACCUUGGGUUUGUGCACAACAUAGUUUGUGUUGACUUUUGACAUUGCAGAAUGAAGUCACUUGGUUGAAAAAGACUGUCUCAUGAAUCACAAAAAUACAAAAAAAAAAUAAAAAAUCUGAGUUAAUGCUGAAUCCUAAGAUAAUAAAAGGGGAUUUGCAUUUGAUUCCCACUUUCUAAUUGCAUAGUAGAAGAAAACCCUGCACCAGCAACAGAACUUGUAGAUUUCUGUGAAAAUGUUUUAUCUUUACUUAAGUAAAAAAAUAAAAAAAUUAAAAAAAAUAAAAAGCGCUCUCUGCUUCCCCAAUAGUUUUUGAUAAGUGGUAAAAUAUGAGCCGAUGUGUAUGAGAUGGAAAUGGUCCUAUGUGCUUCAAAAAAUGUACAAACGUACAAAACGCAGAGUUGCUGGUUCCUAAUAGGAAGACACAUUUUAAUAAUUGUGCGAUGAGAAACUGCUUAAGUACACAUUGCAGAUCAAAUACUUGGAGUUAAGAUGUUAGUCUAUAUAGAUGGGUGAUUGUAACUUUAUUGCUAUUAAGAAAUCUCAAGCCGCAUUUAUGCUUCUGUGUACAUGAAAUUUAAAAAAAAAUGGGCAAAAUAAUUAAGAUUGAUAUUUCUUUAAGUCUGCUUUGUUUAAUUUUGCUGUCUGCUCUCCUAUAAUGUUGAGUUCCUAAUUGUACACAGUUUAGUGAUAUCUAGAAGUAUAAAGUUGUCGCCCAUCAAUAAAAGUCACAAAGUUGGUUUAA
Molecule: messenger RNA, 3542 nt
Organism: Athene cunicularia (burrowing owl)
Lineage: Eukaryota; Metazoa; Chordata; Aves; Strigiformes; Strigidae
Gene: USP10
Product: ubiquitin specific peptidase 10
Exons: 15
Coding region: 1-2622 (873 amino acids)
Biological process (GO): regulation of autophagy; protein deubiquitination; DNA damage response, signal transduction by p53 class mediator
Cellular component (GO): cytosol; nucleus; early endosome
Molecular function (GO): cysteine-type deubiquitinase activity; cysteine-type endopeptidase activity
Source: RefSeq, a predicted model, not a curated record